GAACAGAAAUCGGGUCUUGGGUCCUAAGAAACGACCCGCCCUUGAUCAUCUUCUUCAUUUCCCUUUACCAGUUCAGAUCUGAGUUCUCCACGAUCGCUCUCAGAUUCACCAUCGUCACCGUCAGAAUAAGAACACAAAUCUUGCAGUAGAUCGAGAAAAAUUGUUCUCACAAUGGUGCUGGUAUCCGCCGCACGGGAUUACAUCAACCGUAUGUUGCAGGACAUUUCUGGCAUGAAGGUCCUCAUCCUCGAUUCGCAGACGGUUAGCAUUGUUAGUGUUGUCUAUUCUCAGUCAGAUCUGCUUCAGAAGGAAGUCUUUUUGGUGGAACUGGUAGAUUCCAUUUCAAAGUCAAGGGAACCCAUGUCACAUCUGAAAGCAAUUUACUUUCUUCGGCCAACAUUAGAGAAUAUUCAGCACAUGCGGCGUCAGCUGGGCAGUCCAAGAUUUGGGGAGUACCAUCUAUUUUUCUCCAACAUACUGAAGGAUACCCAGCUUCAUAUUUUAGCUGACUCGGAUGAACAAGAAAUUGUACAAGAAGUUCAGGAGUUCUAUGCAGAUUUUGUUGCGGUUGACCCUUACCAUUUUACUUUGAAUAUACCUUCCAAUCAUGUGUAUAUGCUGCCAGCAGCGAUAGAUCCUUCAGGCGUGCAGAACUACUGUGAUCGAGUUGUAGAUGGUAUUGCAGCAAUUUUCUUGUCUUUGAAACGGCGGCCUGUUAUUAGAUAUCAGCGGACCUCUGAUAUUGCCAAAAGGAUUGCACAAGAGACAGCGAAGCUGAUGUACCAGCAGGAGAGUGGUCUUUUUGAUUUCAGAAGAACAGAAGUUUCUCCCUUGUUGCUAGUAAUAGAUAGAAGGGAUGACCCUGUUACACCUUUACUGAAUCAGUGGACAUAUCAGGCUAUGGUUCAUGAGUUGAUAGGUAUUCAAGACAAUAAAGUGGACUUGAGAAACAUUGGCAAAAUUUCUAAGGAUCAACAGGAGGUUGUUCUGUCAUCAGAGCAAGAUGCAUUUUUUAAAGGUAAUAUGUAUGAAAAUUUUGGAGAUAUUGGAAUGAACAUCAAGCGCAUGGUGGAUGAUUUUCAGCAAGUUGCAAAAAGUAACCAGAACAUCCAAACAAUAGAAGACAUGGCAAAAUUUGUUGACAAUUACCCAGAAUACAGGAAAAUGCAUGGAAAUGUCUCAAAGCAUGUGUCACUGGUCACAGAAAUGAGCAAGAUAGUUGAAGAGCGAAAACUUAUGUUAGUUUCACAAACAGAACAAGAAUUGGCAUGCAAUGGUGGGCAAGGGGCAGCAUUUGAGGCUGUCACUAAUCUUUUGAACAAUGAAAGUGUCUCUGAUGUUGACCGUCUACGCCUGGUUAUGUUGUAUGCACUGCGCUAUGAGAAGGAGAGCCCUGUUCAACUGAUGCAGCUCUUCAACAAACUGGCUUCUCACUCUCCUGAGUAUAAGCCUGGGGUGAGGGAACUACUCGUCCAAUUCCUAUUAAAGCAAGCCGGUGUUGAUAAACGAACUGGGGAUCUUUUUGGAAACCGAGACCUUUUGAACAUUGCACGUAACAUGGCUCGAGGACUCAAGGGAGUUGAGAAUGUUUACACCCAACACCAGCCCCUUGUAUUCCAAACUAUGGAAAGCAUUAUUAAGGGGAGGUUGAGAGAUGUGGACUACCCAUUUGUUGGAAAUCAUUUUCAGCAGGGCAGGCCACAGGAGGUGGUGAUAUUUAUUGUUGGUGGCACAACCUAUGAGGAGUCACGCUCUGUUGCCCUACAAAAUGCCACCAAUUCUGGAAUUCGUUUCCUACUUGGUGGUUCAGUGAUUCUCAAUUCCAAGAGGUUUUUGAAGGACCUUGAAGAGGCCCAGAGGAUUACUCGGACCAGUACUAGUGUGGUCUGAAGUUCAGAUUCUCCUCCCAGACGCACAUUUUAUUGGAAGAGUGUAGAUAAGUGGAUCUGCCUUUGGGUUUUUCCUCGUGAUUGUCAAUAGUAAUACCCUUUAACAUACUGUGCAUAAGCAGCUUCAGUGCUUAGACCAGCCCAUUUGUUCGGCAUAAAAUGGAGUUCGAAUCAGUUUUUACGACUGAUUGGAACAGGAGAAAAGGGCACAGUUGAUCGAUAAAAGGACUAAAAGCACCGAGUAACUUGAAGGACUGAUGGUACAGGUGAGCCACACAUACUUUAGGCUUUGAUCCUAGGAAAGGAGGAUGGUUCAUGAUUUCAUUUACUUGAAAGACCUCAUUUAUUCUUAUAUAUAAUAGCUCACUGAUAUAUGUUGUUGUAGUUCAUUGUAGAUGAUGAUCUUUUAGAAUGAAAUAGCCAAUACCUAACUCUUGUAAUGGAGAACAUCUUUUGAGCGAGUUUUUAAACAUUGCAUAGAA
Molecule: messenger RNA, 2371 nt
Organism: Diospyros lotus (date-plum)
Lineage: Eukaryota; Viridiplantae; Streptophyta; Magnoliopsida; Ericales; Ebenaceae
Product: vacuolar protein sorting-associated protein 45 homolog
Exons: 13
Coding region: 172-1890 (572 amino acids)
Biological process (GO): intracellular protein transport; vesicle-mediated transport
Cellular component (GO): Golgi membrane
Source: RefSeq, a predicted model, not a curated record